This is a messenger RNA of Phytophthora infestans T30-4, 1707 nucleotides long. RefSeq names its product phospholipase D, Pi-sPLD-like-6. Gene Ontology annotation, molecular function: D-type glycerophospholipase activity. Gene Ontology annotation, biological process: phospholipid catabolic process. The transcript has a single exon. Lineage: Eukaryota; Oomycota; Peronosporomycetes; Peronosporales; Peronosporaceae. The coding region runs from base 1 to 1707 and encodes 568 amino acids. Gene Ontology annotation, cellular component: plasma membrane. The record is from RefSeq and is a predicted model, not a curated record.
AUGGCCAUCAUAGUGUUGAUUAUAGCGUUGAUAUUGGCGGUGGAUCAUUCAUCAGCGUUUUCCUUUUCUACAUUGUUUGACGAUUCUGAUACAUCACGUCCAGAUGGAGACCACGACGCUGAUUCCCGUAAUGAGACGGACAUAAAACUCCAACAACCUCUUCUCGAUCCCAAAGACUGGUUUCUCACCAAACAGGAGAUCACGGACUCGCGGGGCGGCGUACCCAGGAGUGACAUGGCAGUGUACACAACCGGCAACAAGGUGACGUCCUACACGGCGGCCAACGAAUUCUUCAACGCUGUCUAUAGCGACCUCAGUAAAACGAAGAAAGGCGAUCGAGUUAUGCUUGCUGCAUGGCUGGCUGCGCUCAUUCCACUCAAGCCCGACGUUGAUCCCACCGGAGCGAAAACUGGUUUCAAACAAGUAUUUGCUGACGUCGUGGAGCGAGGAGGGAACGUGAACAUUCUCGGCUGGGCGAGUAUUGCAGGAUCUUACAUGCCAUACAACAUCAAGGCUCGCGAUGCUGUCAACAGCAUUCCACCAUCUCCACUCAACGGAGCAGAGGCGCUCUACAUUUUUGAUGACCGCAUCGAUCUCAUUUCCUCUCACCACCAGAAAACACUGGUGAUCACAGCGGACAGCUCCUCUGAUAAGAAAUACCAACCCGUUGCGUACGUGGGCGGGAUCGACCUCGCCAUCGACCGGUGGGACACCAUGUACCACAACAAUACCGCUAUCCGAGAUGCUGGGAAGAUUACUUACAAGAGCAACAAGGGCUGGGUCGACGGUCACCUUCGAAUCCACGGACCAGCUGCGAAAGACGUCGCGAGCAAUUUUGUAGCUCGAUGGAACUCGGAUUAUCUGCCGUGCCAAAGCCUAGAUGACGACCUUCUUGACUUUAAGAACCCAAGGUACGGCAAGAUCCCACCAUUCAAGUACAGCAGCAGCAAAAAGGCUUCCAAGCUUGGCAACCAAAAUGUCCAGAUCACGCGAACCUUCAGCUGUCAGUACAAACACUACAAGGAGUUCGCCCCCAAAGGCGAGAACUCGCUGUUCCAAGCGCGUAUCAAGGCUAUUAAGAAUGCGAAGAACUUUAUUUAUGUCGAAGACCAGUACUUUGUCUUCGUGCCAGAACUACUUGAUGCGGUGAUGGAGGUGAUGCCGCGCAUCCAGCGUCUUAUCGUCGUUACCAAAGAGCAAACGAACGCGUUCACGAACGCCGGCUACAUCAAGUAUUUGUAUCAAAUGGUCGAGCCUAUCCGAUCAAAGUACCCGGACAAGUUUAAAAUUUACACGACCAAGCCCGAGCUGAAACUUCUGAUCCACACGAAGCUGGUGAUCAUCGACGACGUGUAUUUGUCCAUUGGUUCGGCCAACUGGAACCGUCGUAGCAUGACGGCAGACCCGGAACUCAAUGCAGACGUCGUGGACAGCGAUACUGUGAAGUCUCCUGAGGGUCUAACGGUGGGUAAGUUGCCUCGAGACUUUCGCAUCCGCAAGUUCAUGGAGAUGACAGGAUUGAGCUACGACGAGUUAAAUGCCAUGACAUUUGUCGAGGCUGCGGAUCAGUUCGCCGUAGCUGCUACCGACAAAUCGACGAUACUGGCCACGAACACUGUCGAGCACCAUAGGUACUUCAUUGCCAUUACGGACGCCAUGCGAAAGGUAUCAGACCCGCAGUUCACUUGCAAAAAUGACGAUAGGUGA